Exophiala dermatitidis NIH/UT8656 is the source of this 1470-nucleotide messenger RNA. RefSeq lists its product as uncharacterized. The record is from RefSeq and is a predicted model, not a curated record. Lineage: Eukaryota; Fungi; Ascomycota; Eurotiomycetes; Chaetothyriales; Herpotrichiellaceae. The coding region runs from base 1 to 1470 and encodes 489 amino acids. The transcript has a single exon.
AUGGAGGCGGCCAGUCGAGUCGACAUCACCUCCCUCAAGCCAAUAGUUCGGGCCUAUGCUUUAGGAUAUGUCACCGUCACCGGCCCAAGGCUAUUGGACUUUCUGAGAACACUGAGAAAGCAGGAUCGAUCCGCUCCGGCAAACGUCGCCCUCGUAUUUGCAAUUCUCAAGACCUCGACUCAGAUCAACCGCUUCCCUACCGCAGCUGCUAUCACCGUCGGAGGUGCAACUCUCCUGCCUCGUCUUGCAGAAGGCUUCCUCCAAUGGCUUGUUACUAUUAUCACCAAGAAUAAGCACAUACGACUCAACAGCGGCCAUUACGCUAGGCUCCGUUUCCUUUGUUCAUUCCUCUCAGCAUGGCUGGCGUUUGACCUCCUAAAUCGGGACGAGGCUUGGGCGCGGAAACAGGCCAACUCCGUCUCUGCUGCAACGGCCGAUGUUAGCAAAGCUGGUUUACCAAAUCAACACCAUCUACCCCCGCCGUCGUACCACCUUCGUUAUGCUGGUAAGACCAUUGACUUUACCUUGUUUGCCUUCUGUCGGGCUCUGGACAUUGCCGUCAUCACCGCAUGGACUCGAACACGUUCCAAGCCAUGGCACCCAGAACAGCGAUAUCCAGCUAUGGCUCGACUGAUUCGCAACGCUGUUGACCCCUGGAUAUUUGCCACGUCGGCUGCCAUCAUCAUGUGGUCAUGGUUUUAUUCUCCCCACCGAUUACCCCGUGCAUACAACAGCUGGAUCUCCAAGGCAGCUGAUAUCGAUGGCCGCCUCAUUCAAGCCCUUCGAUUGGCUCGUCAAGGUGAUUUUGUCUAUGGCCGAGAUACUGGACAAGCACCACUUCUCGCUGGUCUUUGCCGCGAACUCGGGUUGCCUGAGGUAUACGGAGACCCCGCAAAGACCAUCCCCAUACCAUGUGAACUGUAUCACUGCGGAACCGGCAAGAGCUGUGAAGUCCACGGGAUUUCGAGGUUCUGGCGAAGCUGGAAAUUUGCAAUGGAGGUAUAUGUUCCAUUGCAAGUUCUGUCCCGGAUGCGGUCCCCCAGCAAACAGUCGGCCUUGGCCGGCCUGAUAUCCGCCACGAGAUCGUCGUCUUUUCUGGCAGCGUUCGUCGCCCUAUUUUACUAUUCAGUGUGUCUUGCACGUACCAGGCUUGGUCCAAGGCUUUUUUCGUACAAGACCGUGACGCCGCAAAUGUGGGAUUCUGGCUUGUGUGUUUUGGCAGGUUGUCUUGCGUGCGGUUGGUCGAUUCUUCUGGAGAGACCCAGCCGGAGACAGGAGAUUGCCUUCUUUGUCGCGCCCAGGGCAAUGGCAACGGUCCUUCCUCGUGUGUACGAUAGGCGAUACAUCCGCCGAGAGCAAGCCGUCUUCGCCACCAGUGUUGCUUUGGUCCUGACCACACUGCAGACGGGCAAUAGAAGUAGCGUCAGAGGCGUGCUUGGGAGAAUUCUGGGGGGCAUAUUGAAGGAGUGA